UUGGUCAGCCUCUUCUGUGACGUUUCGAGGCGACAAAAUAAACAAGUUUGUGACAUGGAUCUAUAAUAGUUUGACGACUUGUGACAGCAACAACUGAAAAAGUUGUCGAGAGAUUAGAUAAUGAUAAAAGCGUGAUAAAGGUAUGGGAUCAUAGAAGAGCUGUGUUUUGGUGCGGAGGAGGAGCUGUGGGUUUGUCUCUGUGCGGUUUGUGCUCCGAGCUGCUCACAUCGACUAUGAGUGACACCAGAGGAAACCAGGAGGAAAAUGAAGUUAUACCUUUACUCACAAACGGCAUGGGCAGCCGGAGUAGAGGAGCCUCCUUUGCUUCUUCGGUUUUUAACCUGAUGAAUGCCAUCAUGGGCAGUGGCAUUCUGGGCCUGGCUUAUGCAAUGGCCAAUACAGGCAUUGUUGGAUUUUGUUUACUUCUGAUGUUAGUGUCUGCCCUGGCAGCCUACUCAGUCCACCUCCUCCUAAAGCUUUGUGACCAAACAGGAAUUAACUCAUAUGAAAGUCUUGGAGAGCGGGCAUUAGAAAAACCUGGAAAGAUCCUGGUUGGAUGUGCUAUUUUGAUCCAGAACAUUGGUGCAAUGUCAUCGUAUUUGUUCAUCUUGAAGUACGAGCUUCCUGCUGCCAUUAACAGUUUCUUAAACGCAGACAACACAAGAACUGAUUGGUAUGAAGAUGGACGACUGCUGCUAAUAUUGAUAACACUCUGUGUUGUUCUACCUUUGGCAAUAUUGCCCAGAGUUGGGUUUCUGGGUUACACCAGUGGUUUGGCUUUUCUCUUCAUGCUGUACUUUACAGUUGUGGUUGUGAUGAAGAAGUGGACUAUCCCUUGUCCUCUGCCUAGCAACGUCACUGUGUCUUAUGGAUCCUUCCAGGUAUCAAAUUCAUCAGACUCAGAGUGCACAGCCAAACUCUUUGUCCUCUCCAGUAAGAGUGCAUAUGCCAUCCCCACAAUGGCCUUCUCUUUUCUGUGUCACACCGCUGUCCUGCCCAUCUACUGUGAGCUGGACCGGCCAACUAAGACAAGGAUGCAGAGGGUUACAAACAUCAGCAUUGGCCUUAGCUUCAUUCUCUACCUUGUGUCAGCCUUGUUUGGAUACCUCACCUUCUACACUCAUGUGGACUCUGAGUUGCUGCAGGGGUAUGACACCUAUCUGCCCCGAGACGUUGUGGUGAUGACUGUGAGAAUUGCCAUCCUGCUCUCCGUCCUCCUGACUGUACCGCUCAUCCACUUUCCUGCCCGUAAAGCAGUCAUCCUUCUUUUGUUCGGAUCACGUCCUUUCUCCUGGUGGAUACACUCCCUGACCACUGUCUGCAUUCUGGCUGUAGUCUUGACCUUGGCCAUCUUUGUUCCUGACAUCAGAAAUGUCUUUGGAGUGGUUGGCUCGACCACCUCCAGCUGCCUGUUGUUUGUUUUCCCUGGUCUUUUCUACCUCAGGAUCAGCAAUCAGCGCUUCAGGUCUUUGGACUAUAUUGGGGCGGUGCUUCUGGUGUUGUUCGGUGUGAUGGUGGGAGCCUUGAGUUUGACACUGAUCAUCUGGACGUGGGUCCAGAGCUCCUGAGGUCUGCCACAAAUAAAAACAACAGAGUGAGGUGAAGGGAAGACCCCACCAGGGACGCACAACACUCACUUACUGCUGCUACAAAUGAAGAGGCAAUCUAGCAUUAUGUUGAAGCAUCGUGAAAAUACCUCCAUUUUACACUUCAGCCCAAACUGUCAGAAUACAGAUGUUUUGAAUUCUGUAAACUGCAAAAGCAGCCACAGUAAAGUGUGGAUCAGUGAUACUUUGUCUCAGGUACCACUCAAAUUAGGACAUAGUAGCUUUAUUGAUUUUAUCUGUUUUAUCUUUUAUUUGGUCUAUUAAUAUGAUGAUUUUAUAUUUGAUCAUUAAUGAUUUUAUAUAUAAGGGAACAUUAUAUAAUAUUAUCCUUACUGUCUCAUUUUGUAUGUUUUGUAUCUUUUUAAUGUAUGUAUGUGUUAUGUAAUAAUCAAUGCAUUAUCUCUAUAUUUUUUUAUUCAAAUUUAUCAUAUUUUAUUACCUUUGUUUUGUUUCUAGUAUGUUUUUGCUGCUGUCUUCCAAGGUGCUAUUCACUUUUUACACACAAUGUAAUUUUUAAUAAAAGGACCAAAUCUA
Boleophthalmus pectinirostris (great blue-spotted mudskipper) is the source of this 2141-nucleotide messenger RNA. It is a transcript of the gene slc38a6, whose product is annotated as solute carrier family 38 member 6. The transcript is spliced from 16 exons. Lineage: Eukaryota; Metazoa; Chordata; Actinopteri; Gobiiformes; Gobiidae. The record is from RefSeq and is a predicted model, not a curated record. Gene Ontology annotation, molecular function: L-glutamine transmembrane transporter activity. Gene Ontology annotation, biological process: amino acid transmembrane transport; L-glutamine transport. Bases 234 to 1568 code for a protein of 444 amino acids.